Messenger RNA from Neurospora hispaniola, 819 nucleotides. RefSeq lists its product as uncharacterized. The transcript is spliced from 2 exons. NCBI's taxonomy places the organism in Eukaryota, Fungi, Ascomycota, Sordariomycetes, Sordariales, Sordariaceae. The record is from RefSeq and is a predicted model, not a curated record. The coding region runs from base 1 to 819 and encodes 272 amino acids.
AUGCCCGGCCCAAUUCGCGGUAGCGAUAGCAACGGAAAUGGCGGCAACAACCGCUACCAACCCUACUAUUUUGGCUCUUCGAACGUCCCGCUGCCUCUACGUCCUCGCCUUGAUGGUACUCUCCCCAUUGCCCGCGCCGCCCCUCCUGCCCGGCCUGACCCCACCAAGCGUUGGGACAAACUCAAGAAUUUUAUGCCAAAGGCCAGACAUUUGCAAACGUCCUUGAGAGAGAUUAUGGACAUCGCUACGGAUGCUGCAAUCAGGAGAAAGCCUCCGGUGGACUUUUUCGAGAGUCUCGGUCACGGCGAUGGUCUCAUCACCGCCGACGCUACGUUGCAUUUCCUCCGGAGUGUUCGGGAGAGUCAUCCUCUCUCGAGAAGACUGAGCUCUUCGACGUUCGCCGAGUUAUUUGCCGAAAUUGUCAAAGCCCGCGAAGCUUAUCUCGCGGAUCAUGAGGAGGGAGGUACCGACCGGUAUCCAGUUUCCCCUUUGGUGCAGGCGGUGGACAGAUUUCUUACGGUAGCGUGGUUUUGGGAUGGAAUGGAUAUUCUUGUCAAGAUGGAAUCGGAGCAUGCGGAACUUGACGACGACAACGAUGAAACCACAGAGGAGCAAGAAGAGAUCGACUCUGACGGUGAGGACACUCCCGUUACUGGUGCCGCCGCAGUGUCUUCACUGGUCGCAGACUUUGAUGGCUGCACUAUCUGGACUUUGAGCACCAACAGCUACGUUGACGACGUUGAUCUCUUCGCUGACGUGGAUCCCCUCACCGAUGAAGAGGAAGACGAGGUUAUGGGUGACACACACCACGACCCUUGA